Messenger RNA from Aplosporella prunicola CBS 121167, 2168 nucleotides. RefSeq lists its product as uncharacterized. The coding region runs from base 22 to 2130 and encodes 702 amino acids. NCBI's taxonomy places the organism in Eukaryota, Fungi, Ascomycota, Dothideomycetes, Botryosphaeriales, Aplosporellaceae. Gene Ontology annotation, cellular component: nucleolus; small-subunit processome. Gene Ontology annotation, biological process: maturation of SSU-rRNA from tricistronic rRNA transcript (SSU-rRNA, 5.8S rRNA, LSU-rRNA). The transcript is spliced from 2 exons. Gene Ontology annotation, molecular function: rRNA binding; U3 snoRNA binding. The record is from RefSeq and is a predicted model, not a curated record.
CCAGUUGCGACAGCAGACACCAUGCCGCCGUUUCGUGGAAGAGCAGGUUUUCGAGGACGAGGCCGCGGCCGUGGUCGCGGAAGGGGCGGCGCGCGCUUCGGCCAGCGCGAAGCCUUCACCAAGUCCAGAGUGGAAGAAGAUGCGUCAAGCGGCUCGGAGGCCUCUGACGCCGAGAGCGACCAGGUGCAAUCGGAGUUGGAAGAGGAAGUCUCGAGUGAUGACGAAGACGAACUUCCCUCGGGCCCGACAUCGCGCCCCUACUCGGCCCUGCUCCAAUCCCUCCAGCAAAACCACGACGAGCAGCCGAAGAAAAAGAAAAGGAAAAUUGACCACCAACCUGCACCGGCGCCCGAGCCGGAUGAUGAUGAGCAGGUCGACGAGGCUGAGGACCCCGAGGACGCUGCUGACGAGGAGGAAAUUGGCCCCGAUGACGAUGAAGAGGAGGACAUGUCUGAUCCGUUCGAGGCGCAUUUUGCUCGUCCGGAAGAGAAUCAGCUCGCCCAGAAGCUCAAGGCCGUCUCGGAAAAUCGCUGGGAAACCCGCAAGUCGCUUAUCGAGGGCGUUGGAAGAUGUGCUGUCUCGAAUGCUGGAGCAGCUGAACCUUUGAAAAAGGCCGUCGCAUCGCCGGAUCAACUCAAACUCAAGAAGAAACUCGCCUCGACGGCCAAGAGUCUUUUGCCCGAGUUCAAUCCUGUGCAAAAGGCGCUGGCUGCACCUCUGUUCGCGUACCAGGACGUUCUGUUCGGCUCCAGGACUGUUAAAAACGCAGAAAGCCUCCGCCAACUCACAUGUCUCCAUGCGUUGAACCACGUCUUCAAGACGCGAGACAAGGUCAUCAAGAACAACUCUCGAUUGGCACGGGAACAGGACGAAGGUGCUGAGCUUCGAGACCAAGGCUUCACCAGGCCUAAAGUUUUGAUGCUUCUCGAAACGCGACAGUCGUGUUCCAGGACCAUCGAUACGAUCAUGAAGCUCUGCGAGCCUGAGCAACAAGAGAACAAAAAGCGUUUCCAGGACUCCUUUGUCCAGGAAGAAGGCCGGUUCGGCGAUGACAAGCCGGAAGACUUCCGUGAACUGUUCGAUGGCAACGACGACAACGAGUUCAGGAUGGGUUUGAAAUUCACCAGGAAAACCGUCAAGUACUUUUCGCAGUUCUACAAUUCCGACAUUAUCUUCGCCAGCCCCUUGGGAUUGCGCAGAGCCAUCGAGAGAGGCGGAGAAAAGAAGAAGACGGACUAUGAUUUCCUCUCCUCCAUCGAGCUCGUGGUAGUGGACCAGGCUGACGCCAUGCUAAUGCAAAACUGGGAGCACGUCGAAUACUGUUUCUCGCACCUGAACCUCCAACCCAAAGACGCGCACGGCUGCGACUUCAGCCGCGUACGUACCUGGUACCUGGAUAACCAAGCCGCGCACCUGCGCCAGACAGUCGUGCUGUCGGCAUACCUCGCGCCCGAGUUCAACGCCCUCUUCAACAAGCACAUGCGCAACGUAGCGGGCAAAGCCAAAAUUAGCCCGGAGUACGACGGCGCGAUGCUCGACCUCGGCAUCAGCGUGAAGCAGACGUUCAGCCGCUUCGACUCCGCCAGCCCGGCCGCAGACCCCGACUCCCGCUUCAAGUACUUCACCAGCGCCGUCUUGCCAGGGCUCAAGCGCCUCCCUAAGCCCGCGGAAGGUGGCCCUGGCGUCCUCGUCUUCAUCCCUAGCUACCUCGACUUCGUCCGCGUGCGCAACUACUUCGCCAACAGCAACGACACAGCCAACCUCAGCUUCGGCGCAGUAUCCGAGUACACAGAGCAGGCGGAGGUGCGACGCGCGCGCUCGCAUUUCCUGACCGGCCGGCAUAGCGUCCUGCUCUACACGGGCCGCGCACACCAUUUCCGCCGGUACUUGAUCCGCGGCGUCAGGCGCGUGGUCCUGUACGGCUUGCCUGAGAACCCAGAAUUCUAUAAAGAGGUUGUGGGUGAGUUUCUGGGUGCGAGCAUUGCGGAGGGGAGGCUGGAUCCCAGUGAAGCGGGUGUGAGAGCUAUGUUUAGUAAGUGGGAUGGGUUGGCGCUGGAGCGGGUUGUUGGGUCGAAGCGGGUGGGUGCUAUGGUGAGGGAUAAGAGUGGGGAUACGUUUGAUUUUAUUUGAGGGGGAUGUAUAGAAGGAUGGAUAGUACAUAUCUUGCC